Molecule: messenger RNA, 600 nt
Organism: Histoplasma capsulatum G186AR
Lineage: Eukaryota; Fungi; Ascomycota; Eurotiomycetes; Onygenales; Ajellomycetaceae
Product: transcription initiation factor iia small chain
Exons: 3
Coding region: 3-338 (111 amino acids)
Biological process (GO): RNA polymerase II preinitiation complex assembly; transcription initiation at RNA polymerase II promoter
Cellular component (GO): transcription factor TFIIA complex
Molecular function (GO): RNA polymerase II general transcription initiation factor activity; TBP-class protein binding
Source: RefSeq, a predicted model, not a curated record
CAAUGAGUGCUCAGGCAUAUUACGAGCUUUAUCGCGGCAGCAGUAUUGGCUUGUCUCUCACGGAUACUCUUGAUGAUUUGAUCAACGAGGGGCGAAUCGAACCUCAGCUUGCGAUGAAGAUACUGUCAAAUUUCGAUCGCGUCAUUACAGAGGUCCUUGCUGAUAAAGUUAAAGCCAGGCUCUCUUUCAAGGGCCAUUUGGAUACCUAUCGCUUCUGUGACGAGGUCUGGACGUUCCUCAUUAAAGAUGCCACCUUCAAGCUCGAUAAUCAGACCACUGUUCACGCGGAUAAGGUGAAAAUUGUGAGUUGUAAUAGCAAGCGCCCGGGUGAGGUAUGAACUGGUGCUGGAGCUAGGUUGCCAUUUUUGUUUUCAGUCUUCGCAAUGUCAUACAGGAAAGGCGCAUAUGGAGUUCGGCAUUUUUCUCUACGGAAGUCUUGAUGGAAGGCUUGAUAGAAUGCUUGAUGAAUGGUAGUAGGCAUUUGUCUCCCUUUACUUUUCGAAUGUGAUUUUACAGGCAAGGGAAUUUUUGCGAUUUAAACCAGCACAACAGACUAAAUAGCUCGUGCCCAAUGAUACCACCAUAUUUUCCUUAACCUGA